AUGGCAUCAGUGAACGGGACUGAACCCGCGGCUUAUCGCCGAUUCCUCCCAGAUCUCUCGACGCCGAGAUUCACUACCAUGAAGAAACAAGAUGCCCACGAAUACGCCGAAGCUUUCAAGACUGGAGGAAACCCACCUUGGCUUCAUAGCUUAUAUAAGCACUGGAUAGGUUUACUUGAGGACCCUUUCAAGGGAAUUACCAGCGACGGCCAUGUUCGACUAGGACUCUUUAAUCUGCAAGAUGAAGGGAUUCCGAUUGAUGACAUUACCAACGCUGCUACUGCCGUCAUCGAGGCAUGUACCAAAGACCAGCUUCACCGAGUGAUGUAUCAUAUUGAUUCAUCUGAAUGGCGUACUUGGUCAAAUCCAGAAUUCCUCCUCAGCGACAAGGGCAUUAGGUUAGACGAGAUCAACAGUACCCUUCGCGAUCGAGUCAUGAAAGUUCUACAAGCGACGUUAUCAACAAAGGGAUAUGAGAAAGCUGUCGCUGCCAUGAGAAUCAACGGUUUCCUUGGAGACUUGGUCGAGGCACCAGCGGUUAUGAACGAAUUCUCUUACAACUUUGUCCUCUUCGGUAAACCAUCAACAGACCGACCCUGGGGCUUCUCCUUCUAUGGCCAUCACCUUUGUCUCAACAUUUUCCUCCACAAGGCCCAAAUUGUCAUCUCACCUUGGUUUACAGGUGCUGAACCGAACUUGAUCGACGGGGAUGGCCCGUACAAGGGCACGAGAAUUUUAUAUGUUGAAGAAAAGUUAGGUUUGGAGUUGAUGCAAAGUCUCGACGCGACAAAACAAAGGCAAGCCCAGAUCUACAAAGACAUGCAUGAUACAGAGAUGCCACACGGUCGAUGGAAUCAUGACGAUCAAAGGCAUCUCUGUGGUGCAUAUCGCGAUAAUCGCAUCGUGCCUUAUGAAGGAACUUUGGUUUCUGAUAUGGACGAUGCCCAAAAGGCCAUUGUGGAACAGAUAUUUGAGCAGUACCUCCUCUACCUCCCCGACAAGGCCCGCGCGAUGCGCCUCGACAACAUCCGUCAAUGGUUCCACGAAACGUACUUUUGCUGGAUUGGAGGCCUUGGUGAUCAAGAUCCCUUCUAUUAUCGACUGCAGAGUCCGGUCGUUAUAGUCGAGUUUGAUCAUCAUUCUGGGGUUUUCUUGACCAACAGUGAACCCGCCAAGUUCCACAUCCAUACUCUUCUGCGCACGCCAAACGGGGGUGACUAUGGAAUGGCACUGCGGCCACUGAUUCCUGGGAAGGAGCAAGGAUUUCUGUGGCAGGAAAAAGCUUGA
Molecule: messenger RNA, 1287 nt
Organism: Fusarium venenatum
Lineage: Eukaryota; Fungi; Ascomycota; Sordariomycetes; Hypocreales; Nectriaceae
Source: RefSeq, a predicted model, not a curated record